AUGAGCAACCUCCUCACCUCCCGCCAAGCGGAAGAACUCCACAAGUCCCUAAUCGCCUACCUCUCCUCCUGCGGCUACACCAAAAGCGCCCAAGCCAUCCGCGACGAAUUGCAUCUCCCCGAAACCACCUUCGAUGCUCCAACCAGCAAAAAGUACGAAGGUCUCCUAGAGAAGAAAUGGACGUCGGUCGUGCGAUUACAAAAAAAGAUCAUGGAUCUGGAGACCAAAACACAGCAAUUACAGCAUGAACUCGACAACGCGACCCCUUCCUCCCUAGCGGCGAGGAAGAACCAUGACCCCACCACUUGGCUACCACGAGCACCCGCACGACAUACCCUCCAAAGCCACAAAAACCCCAUCACCUGCAUCGCCUUCCACACCAUCUUCUCCACCCUCGCCUCCGGAAGCGAAGACUGCACCAUCAAAAUCUGGGACCACGAGUUGGGAGAACUGGAGCGCACGCUCAAAUCCCACACCAAAGCCGUCCUCGACGUGGAUUUCGGUGGGCCCAGGGGUAACACCCUCCUCGCAUCAUGCAGUUCGGACCUCACGAUCAAACUCUGGGAUCCGGCGGACGAAUACAAGAAUAUCCGCACUCUGCCGGGGCACGAUCAUAGUGUGAGUAGUAUCCGCUUCAUCCCCUCCGGAGCCGCGGGUGCACCAUUAUCGGGAAAUCUCCUAGCUUCAGCGAGCAGGGAUAAGACGAUAAGGAUCUGGGACGUCACGACCGGCUACUGUCUCCGCACUCUUCGCGGCCAUGGGGAUUGGGUGAGGUCAAUUUCCCCUUCCUUCGACGGAAGAUGGUUGAUCUCCACUUCCUCGGACCAGAGCACACGGCUGUGGGACCUGAGUCAACCGGACACGAACGCGCAUAAGCAGACGUUUAUGGCGCAUGAGCAUGUGGUGGAAUGUUGUGCCUUCGCCCCACCGGCAUCGUACCCGCAUCUCGCAUCCCUCGCUGGACUGAAGAAACCUCCUCCAGCUUCUAGUUCAGCUGAGUAUCUUGCGACGGGAGGUAGAGAUAAGUUGAUUAAACUGUUCUCCACAAACGGCAUCUGUAUCAAAACCCUCUCCGGCCACGAUAACUGGAUCCGGGCGUUGGUGUUUCAUCCGGGUGGGAAGUAUUUAUUGAGUUGUUCGGAUGAUAAGACGAUCCGGUGCUGGGAUCUAGCGCAGGAGGGGAAAUGUGUCAGGGUUGUGGAGGCCGGGGAUCAUUUUGUUAGUUGUUUGAGGUGGGCGCCUGGGGUUUUUAGGGAGGUGGGCGUGAAUGGGGAGGCAAAUGGAAGGGUGAAUGGGAGUGCGGGUGGUGGUGCGAACGGAGUAAAGGAGGACGGGGCGAAGCAGGAGCAGAUCCGAUGUGCCGUUGCUUGUGGGAGUGUGGAUUUGAAUGUUAGGGUGUUUAGUGCGUGA
This is a messenger RNA of Recurvomyces mirabilis, 1410 nucleotides long. RefSeq names its product Lissencephaly-1 (gene LIS1). Lineage: Eukaryota; Fungi; Ascomycota; Dothideomycetes; Mycosphaerellales; Teratosphaeriaceae. Bases 1 to 1410 code for a protein of 469 amino acids. Gene Ontology annotation, molecular function: protein binding. The transcript has 2 exons. The record is from RefSeq and is a predicted model, not a curated record.